This is a messenger RNA of Zychaea mexicana, 315 nucleotides long. RefSeq lists its product as uncharacterized. Gene Ontology annotation, cellular component: Lsm1-7-Pat1 complex; P-body; U6 snRNP. Gene Ontology annotation, biological process: mRNA splicing, via spliceosome. Lineage: Eukaryota; Fungi; Mucoromycota; Mucoromycetes; Mucorales; Lichtheimiaceae. Gene Ontology annotation, molecular function: RNA binding. The record is from RefSeq and is a predicted model, not a curated record. Bases 1 to 315 code for a protein of 104 amino acids. The transcript is spliced from 3 exons.
AUGUUGUUCUACUCUUUUUUCAAAACAUUGGUCGAUCAGAAAGUGACCGUCGAACUUAAGAACGAUCUCGCCAUCACGGGUACCCUAAAAUCCGUGGAUCAGUUCUUAAACAUUAAGCUCGAUGACAUUACGGUGAUCGAUGAAGAAAGAUACCCACACAUGAGCUCUGUCAAAAACUGCUUCAUUCGAGGAUCGGUUGUGCGUUAUGUUCAACUGCCACCGCAAGCAGUAGAUACGGCCUUGUUACAAGAUGCGGCUCGACGAGAGGCCGCGCAACCGACAGCGGCACAACAAAGCAAUGUGAGAGUCAAAUAA